This is a messenger RNA of Fomitiporia mediterranea MF3/22, 528 nucleotides long. RefSeq lists its product as uncharacterized. The record is from RefSeq and is a predicted model, not a curated record. The transcript is spliced from 2 exons. Lineage: Eukaryota; Fungi; Basidiomycota; Agaricomycetes; Hymenochaetales; Hymenochaetaceae. The coding region runs from base 1 to 528 and encodes 175 amino acids.
AUGAAGCCUGUCUUUGAGGAGAAGAAUGAGGUACUUUCUGUUAAGGAGGAUAUUUACUAUUAUUACAAGAAUAGUAGCAUUCAAGCCUGCUUUAAUCUUAGUAAAGCUAUUCUUAGAAUCAAAGUACUAGCAAGUGUAUUUAAGGACCCUAACUUUAUACAAGUCUGCUUUGCAACUGUUGAUAUAAUUUGUUGGUCAAAUCUUAUCAAGUAUACUUGUAGCAUUGAAGGAAGCAACAGUGUUACUGUUGUGAUGAAGGCCGAAAAUCUCUCUUUAACUGAUACUGUAGACUAUAUCUCCAAGUUAUAUGAAGGAUUUUCCGACACCAUAUUGGAAUGCAAAGGCAAGAUUAAAUCCUUCAGGACAAGAGAGAAUGAGGAUAUCCGGGUGUACAUAUAUGCGAUGGAACAAUGGGACUACAGAAAUUUGGUCUGGAGCUUCAAUAUGCAGGGGUAUUUCGGCCCGGAACACGAAGAGGUCAAACACACAAGGGUUGUGAAGCUGAAGGAGUACAAGUCUGUUGUAUAA